UUUGACUAGGAGGACAACUGAAAGAGAGGUGUAAAGAAAGUCUCCUCAGCUCGCCGUGUCAUUUUAACUCCUCUGACUUAUCUUACCUACUGGGGUUGUGAUUAAAUAUGGCUGGUAUUCAGGGAUUACCGAAGUGGGAGAGAAAAAUGCGCAUAUUUCUGUGCGCUUUUGGUAUGGUUUUGUCAGUUUAUGCGCUUCACGUCGAGCUGUCCCAUGAGAGAAACCCAGAAUACAAAGCAAUGUGUGACCUGGGGGAGUCUGUGAGCUGCUCCAAAGUUUUUAGCUCCAGAUGGGGACGUGGUUUUGGUUUGGUCCAGUUCUUUGUUGCCAAAGAUAGUCCUCUGAACCAGCCCAACAGUGUGCUUGGCAUCAUAUUCUACACUUUGCAGCUGGGCCUUGGACUGUCACUGUCCAAGAGAGCUGCCAUGUUUUUGGUUUUGUCCUCUUGGGUGUCUAUAGCCGGCUCGCUCUACCUCGCAUCGAUUCUCGCCUUUGUUCUGGGUGAUUUUUGCAUGGUCUGCGUGUCAACAUAUAUUGUCAACUUUGCGUUGCUCUUCACCAACGUGAAACGAAAGAGCUCAAUUGAAGGAAUGAAAGAAAAGGCCGGAUAGAAAACAUCACUUGUGAAAUUCAACACCUUUUUUUCUGCUGACCUGAAGCUCACACUGGAUCUGAAAGCCAAUUCUCUCCCACGUUGUGUCUGUGUUGUUAACACCUGUUGAGACAUUUUAAAGAAACAGGACUGGAGAGGAAUAGAAGACAAAAGAUAAUUUUCAGUAUAGAAACAUAAUAAAGCGGCAGUCAUUUCGGUACAUCAUUGUGCGUUUGAUUACACAUUUCCGAAUACUAUCAACUCUCUGAUGUGAUUUGUGUGUGGUUGGUGAAUUCAAUAGAAGUCCUAAAAAUUGAUAUAAUCUGCAGUGAAUUACUUUGAAUUAGGAGAGGAAUGCAGUUUGAGCCUUGCAGAUAGUCGAUCCAACCAGUAGAUGGUGCUAAAUGCCUAGGAUUAUCAUGUACUACAGUUUUUACAUUACGUUUAUAUCUGGCUGAAAAAUGGGGCUGGAAUUGUAGUUUUUUACUUAACCCUUUAACUGAAUCUUUUCUUCUAUUAUAUAUUUUGCAAGUCUUGAGGAGAAGUUCUGCAUUUUUGUCUUUCCACUUUUUAAAAUGAAAAUUGAUGAUGUUGGUGUGUAACUGUAACAAUAUCACAAGUUCACUCAUUCACAUUUUGGAGGCCGCAGAUUUUUCCACAAGAGGGAACUGUUUCCUUCUUGUCAAAUUCAACACAUGUCAGGAGGACGAGGACAGUAUACAGCAGAUUUUGUUUUGUCUUUACAGGUUUAAAAUGUAAAAUAUAGGAUUUCAAACCAACACACACAAACAGUAGCUGUUACUCUGGUAGUGUACAUUUGUCUUCAUCUGCAGAUAUACUACAACUGUCUGUUACUCUUUUUAGCUUGUAGGUGACGCAGGUUGGAGAGAUCAAAAACUGCCUGGUUUGGCCUGCUGUGUCUUUGUCCUUUUAUACUAAUCACCUUAUCCAACUGAGUCCCACUGGUUUUACACAAGACCAAUGUUAUCAUAUCAUAUAGUUAAACCAUACAGUGUUUUGUGCACUGAAUCACUAAUGAAUUUCAGGCCCAGUUAAUGAACACUAGAUGGAAAGCUGGUGCUGUAUGACAAGCACAAAGAGGAGGAGAAAGGAUGUAAAAAUUAAAGUAGUGGGCCUACUCUGUGGGAAAAAAUAUGUAAAAUAAAGAUAUCAAAAAGCAGA
This is a messenger RNA of Scomber scombrus (Atlantic mackerel), 1774 nucleotides long. RefSeq names its product vitamin K epoxide reductase complex, subunit 1 (gene vkorc1). Bases 108 to 611 code for a protein of 167 amino acids. Gene Ontology annotation, biological process: vitamin K metabolic process; peptidyl-glutamic acid carboxylation. Lineage: Eukaryota; Metazoa; Chordata; Actinopteri; Scombriformes; Scombridae. The transcript is spliced from 3 exons. The record is from RefSeq and is a predicted model, not a curated record. Gene Ontology annotation, molecular function: vitamin-K-epoxide reductase (warfarin-sensitive) activity.